Messenger RNA from Manis pentadactyla (Chinese pangolin), 2036 nucleotides. RefSeq names its product LHFPL tetraspan subfamily member 6 (gene LHFPL6). Bases 446 to 1048 code for a protein of 200 amino acids. Gene Ontology annotation, cellular component: membrane. The transcript is spliced from 4 exons. Lineage: Eukaryota; Metazoa; Chordata; Mammalia; Pholidota; Manidae. The record is from RefSeq and is a predicted model, not a curated record.
GGGAGGAGGGAGGGCAGGGAGGGACAUGCCUGGGAAGAGGCUCCCGAGCGCGGGGUCUCCCGGGAGAGGCUCGCGGCCGCAGCCCCCCCGCCUCUCGCCGGGUCUGCAGGGGCGCUGCCGGCGGGUCCGGGCCGCGGUUCCCCGGGGCGCGCUGGCCUCGCCCCCCGCCGCGAAGGGCCGCCCGGGUCUCCGAAGCCCCGGAGGGUCGCCUCGCCGCGUUGGAAGCCCUCCCCAGCUACAGCCAAGUCGGGACCAUCAAUCAUCCUUACUACAGAGGAAGGGAAGUUGAUGGACGGUAAGACUGAAGAUCCCAGACGUUAACAGGCACCCUCAUUACGCAGCAGAGGACUUCCCGCAGGGCCCUGGGGGUUUCCAGCGUCCGCGCCCUGCUGCAAUCAAUCCCAGAGCAGGGACUUGGGCUGCUCAUUGCCCCACCUGGUGAAGCAUGGCACCCAGCCUGACUUGCACCGGCGUGAUCUGGGCGUUGCUCUCAUUUCUCUGUGCUGUCACCUCCUGCGUGGGGUUCUUCAUGCCUUACUGGCUGUGGGGCUCACAGCUGGGCAAGCCCGUGUCCUUCGGCACUUUCCGGAGGUGCUCAUACCCUGUGCAUGAUGAGAGCCGGCAGAUGAUGGUGAUGGUGGAGGAAUGCGGGCGCUACGCCUCCUUCCAGGGCAUCCCCAGCGCGGAGUGGAGGAUCUGCACCAUCGUGACGGGCCUGGGCUGUGGCCUCCUCCUCCUGGUGGCCCUCACUGCCCUCAUGGGCUGCUGUGUGUCGGAGCUCAUCUCCAGGACUGUGGGAAGAGUGGCUGGAGGAAUUCAGUUUCUGGGGGGCUUGUUGAUUGGUGCUGGCUGUGCCCUCUACCCCUUGGGCUGGGACAGUGAGGAGGUCCGGCAGACUUGUGGCUACGUUUCUGGCCAGUUUGACCUGGGGAAGUGUGAAGUUGGCUGGGCAUACUACUGCACCGGGGCGGGUGCCGCCACCGCCGUGCUGCUGUGCGCGUGGCUGGCCUGCUUCUCGGGCAAGAAGCAGAAGCAGUACCCCUACUGAGCCGGAGCCGCGGGGAGCAGAGGAGGCGGCCCGAGGGGCUUGCAGGGGCCGAAGCCUCCAGCCGCUUUCGCAAGGUGGCCGACUGCCCCUCACCCAUCCAGUGUAAGGAAAUGAAACCAGGUGGAAUCAAGAACGUCACCCAAUGUGGAAGAAUUGCACAAGGUUUGUGAAAAAAAAAUGGAGAGCAUGGAAUGAUAGAGAAAAGGGACCAAACGCUGAAAUAUUGCAGGAUGUUGGGUGUUUGUAUUCCACAGAAGACUGUUCACGUAGAACACGUACACACACAAGCAAUUAUAUAUGCAAACAAGGUUUGGUUUUUUUGUGUUUUUUGAAGCUGAGGAUUCUGAGAACAGAAAGGGCUAGUCGAAAGUGGGGUCCGUUGGGAAGCAGGGUAACGGGCCAGUGUUCCCUGUAGGUCAUGGCGCUUCGGAAAGCACAGGCAGACGCAGCCCCACUUGUGCCCUUGCACAGACACAUGGUCGCAGACGGUAUGGGGGGGUGCAGCGGGGCACCACGACUCUGUUUCCUUUUUAAUACACAUUUAAGCCACAGUAUUAUCACUUUAUAAGGCAUACAUUACACUCAAUAAGUGGACCAAUAGACCACUCUAUCAGUAUUUUGUGUAUCUGGCAUAGACUCUUCUGUCCUCAACAUAUGAAAACAUGCCCGUUUUCAGCAUUUAUGCGCACUUAUGAGUUAAGCCUUUGUAUUUCAAUAUUAUUCAAAAAUAUGCAAUAUUUCUCAGAGUAGCUUCUGCUGUGAUAUCCUUACAAAGUGGAAGGGCAACUUUCCACUAUCGGAGAGAGUUCAGUUGCCGAAACGAGAGUAAUGAGAGACAUUUUCCAGUCAUUAGACCUUGUUUUCUUUCAUCCAUUGUUGUACUGUGCUGACUGCAUUUAUUUCAAUAUUCAUUUUGUAAAAAAAUCAAAAAGUGCCAUUUUGUUUGUAUGUGAAAAGCUCUGUGAAUAAAUUCUUUCUUUGAUCAAUA